This is a messenger RNA of Closterium sp. Yama58-4, 456 nucleotides long. NCBI's taxonomy places the organism in Eukaryota, Viridiplantae, Streptophyta, Zygnematophyceae, Desmidiales, Closteriaceae. The record is from the annotation of a GenBank genome assembly.
AUGCAUACAGGUUGCUUCGCAACCCAAAAAAAAAAAAAAAAAAAAAAAAAACGACAACAACGACAACAACAACAACAACAACAACAACAACAACAACAACAACAACAACAACAACAACAACAACAACAACAACAACAACAACAACAACAACAACAACAACAACAACAACAACAACAACAACAACAACAACAACAACAACAACAGCAGCAACGACAACAGCAACGGAAAACCGGUCACUCUAUUUCACAGCCACGACACAUGUACCGAUGCGCAAUGCAGUGGCAGCCGACAAGGUGGGGGACGUGGACGCACAGUCAUGUGACAAGGCAGGAUGUGCCCCCGAUCAUCACUGCCGCGCCGUCCUUGGACAUUCCUGAAAUCUUAUGCAAGUCGACGCCCACCGUCUCAAGAUGCUGGAGCAGUGCGCCCAAGAGCGCUGCCGCAUCACACUGCUAG